CCCCCCGGUUCCCGGGUCCCCCCGGUUCCCGUGUUCCCAUCCGUCGGUGCCGUACCCCGUCAGCCUCCGGCCGCGUACCGAGCGCGGCAGACCUGAGCGGCAAGUUUUUAAUGCGGGUUCUGCGUUUCAGGUAAUCUGCAGAGAAAUAAAAUGCGUGAUAAAGCGUGUUGGCGGUGUGCAUAGGAAAAGGAUCGGACCAGGGCAUGCGUGCUGAACAUGGAGGAAGACGAAGAGGAAGACUAUAUGUCCGAUUUAUUUAUUAAACAGGAUGUAAGACCAGGCUUGCCCAUGGUGAGGCGGAUGAAGGAAGCUAUUCAGAAGGAAGAAAAGCAAAAAGAAGCCAACGAGAAGAACAGACAAAAGAGUAUAAAAGAAGAAGAAAAAGAGAGACGUGACUUGGUACUGAAAAGUGCACUAGGCAACGAGAACAGAGGCUUUGCUUUGCUCCAGAAGAUGGGCUACAAGAGCGGCCAGGCCCUUGGCAAAAGCGGAGAAGGCAUUGUUGAACCUAUUCCUCUGAACAUAAAAACAGGCAGAAGUGGGCUUGGUCAUGAGGAAUUAAAAAAGCGGAAAGCUGAAGAAAAACUGGAAAACUAUAGACAAAAACUCCGUAUGAAAAAGCAAGCAAACGAAGAAGCUGCAGAUCAGUUCAGAAUAAGAUUCAAAAACAAACAAGAAGAACGUAAAAUGGAAGGGGACCUCCGAAAAAGCCAGAGGGCCUGCCAGCAAUUAGAUAUGCAAAAAGAUAUUGAUGUUCCCAAGGAGGCUUGGUAUUGGCUAGAACCUGAAGAGGAAAACGAAGAGGAUGAGGAAGACAAGGAAGAUGAAUGCACAAGCUCAGACUUAAGUCCCCAGAUCACUCCAUACCUGUACACAUCUGCAGGUAUCAGAAAAGCUACACAUCCUGACUGCCUAUUUGAGAGAGCACCACUUCUAUUGCAUUUGGUGUGGAACAACCUAUGAAGAUGCUGAAGAUCUAUCUUCAAACUGCCCUGGAGACAGUGCUGCAGCUCAUGACUAAAGCCUGGCUAAAGGAGGAGUCCUACAUAACUAUGUAUAGUUCAUAAUAUCUUUUAGAGGGUUUGGAGCUGUGCCAUCCUGAAGAAUUCACACCAAAGUAUGCAGAACAAUAUUUAUAUUGACAGGUUAAACUCACCUGUCUGAAGCAUCUUAUGGAUUUUCUGCUCAAUGCACAAUUUAACAGGACUUAAAACUUUGCAUUUAUAAUGGAACUAUGAUAACUGAGAGGCAGGUUAAGCCUUCCACAGUCUUUGGUUAUGCCCUGUCCAAAUGAACAAGAUCAGCUGAUAAUAAAAUUCAGUUUUGAGGGAAUAAAUAUUGUCUAGUUACUCUGUUGUAUAAAGUGUUAGGGGUUUUUUCAUCUUUACAGAGAUGACUAAACAUCAGACUUCUUUUUCCUUACUAUCUUAGACCUGCUGGGGGAAAAAAAAAGCUUGUGAAACAUUACAGCGUUAUUUAAACCAAUAUUCUGUUGUAUAUAAAGGUGCGUGUUUUGCAUAACUAAAUAGAACCAGGUCAUAUUGUUGGGUUUUUCUAUAUAAAAAUAAAUCUUCAUAGACCUUUUA
Messenger RNA from Phalacrocorax carbo (great cormorant), 1586 nucleotides. The record is from RefSeq and is a predicted model, not a curated record. NCBI's taxonomy places the organism in Eukaryota, Metazoa, Chordata, Aves, Suliformes, Phalacrocoracidae.